AUGAACAAAAUCGACGCUCGCGUAUCACAGGGUGAGCUCUCAACGCCGUUCGAGGAGCAUUACCCAGAACCACCAGACUACUUUAGCCAGGAAGACUUUCAUGCGGCCUACGACCAUGAGGGUUUCUUAGAGAUGCUUACCAAAUUGCCGAAAAAGGACGUCGAAAGGUACUUCGAGAACCUGAAACGAAGAGAAAAGUGGGACUUGAGAGAAAAGGCGUCCAAGACGGGAAAGUUCUGGCGGCAGCAUCCUGGUUCUCGCGCCCGCUAUUUUCCCAAUGCUGGGUCGAGCAUCGAACAAUAUAUCAGCUGUUUGCUUUUCGAGACGUUCAGCGACUGUCCAUCGCACAUGUCACAGGAGGAAUCCGUGACGCAAACCGAGCUGUGGCCUGACUUCGCAGAAGGUAGAUCUUCAAGGCAGGAUACAAAGCUCUGUACACCCGUUGAAGUCGGUCCGGUUGGCACGCAUACAGAUUUCCUGAAUGCUGGGGUAUACUACAAUUCUUAUGAUGCUGAUCUACCCCUCUACGAACCGAAGCCGCAGCGCAAUCAUAACAUAGCUACUGAUCUCGAAGAACUAGUCAGACCUUCUACCGUCGAUGAACCAACAACUACUGCCAGAUAUGAAACGUCUGGCGUAAUCUGGACACAACAAGAUAUCUGCCAGUACCAGCAGAACCAGCAGAAUACUUGGCAGAUCUCCGCUCAUGACUACCAACGUCAGUACAUGGAGGACCAUUACGCACCGCGCUACCGGAGACUGCCCCAAACUCAAGCACUGCCGUGGCACCAGGAGCAACAAGUUCUUGAGUUUUGUAUCCCUGAGCUGUAUCCUCUGUAUGGAGGACUUUAUUCGGAGCAGUACGUACAGCUUCCGGGACACGCAUCCAAUGAGGCGCCUUCUCGAUCACCUCCGACACCAUAUCUGCGUCCAAUACAGCUUUUCUGCAACGGGGCAGACAUUUUGAGUGACUGGAGAUUGUGA
Alternaria arborescens is the source of this 984-nucleotide messenger RNA. RefSeq lists its product as hypothetical. The transcript has a single exon. The record is from RefSeq and is a predicted model, not a curated record. Lineage: Eukaryota; Fungi; Ascomycota; Dothideomycetes; Pleosporales; Pleosporaceae. Bases 1 to 984 code for a protein of 327 amino acids.